AUGGGGUCGGUGACAUUGAAUGGGGAGAGGGAGCGCGAGCGAGCCAGCGGGGCGCGCGCCCUCACAGCGCAGCUCGCCCCGAGAUCCCCCGCCACGCCUACCCCUAUCACAUUAGCGAGAUAUGGGAGAUCGCGGAACAAAACCCAGGAUUUCGAAGAGUUGUCGUCUAUAAGGUCCGCGGAACCCAGCCAGAGUUUCAGCCCAAACCUCGGCUCUCCGAGCCCGCCUGAGACUCCAAACUUGUCGCAUUGGGUUUCUUGCAUCGGGAAAUACUUAUUGUUGGAACCUCUGGAAGGAGACCACGUUUUUCGGGCUGUGCAUUUGCACAGCGGAGAGGAGCUGGUGUGCAAGGUGUUUGAGAUCAGCUGCUACCAAGAGUCCCUGGCACCCUGCUUUUGCCUGUCUGCCCAUAGCAACAUCAACCAAAUCACCGAAAUCCUCCUGGGCAAAACCAAAGCCUAUGUGUUCUUUGAGCGGAGCUAUGGGGAUAUGCAUUCAUUUGUUCGCACUUGCAAGAAGCUAAGGGAGGAGGCGGCAGCCAGACUAUUCUACCAGAUCGCCUCUGCUGUGGCCCAUUGCCACGAUGGGGGGCUGGUGCUGCGUGACCUCAAGCUGCGGAAGUUCAUCUUUAAGGAUGAAGAGAGGACCCGGGUCAAGCUGGAGAGCUUGGAAGAUGCCUAUAUUCUCCGGGGAGUCGAUGACUCUCUCUCUCUCUCUGACAAGCAUGGCUGCCCUGCAUACGUCAGCCCAGAGAUCUUGAAUACCAGUGGCAGCUACUCAGGCAAGGCAGCGGACGUGUGGAGCCUGGAAGUAAUGCUAUACACCAUGUUGGUGGGGCGUUACACUUUCCAUGACAUUGAGCCCAGUUCCCUCUUCAGCAAGAUUCACCGAGGCCAGUUCAACAUUCCAGAGACUCUGUCGCCCAAGGCCAAGUGCCUUAUCCGAAGCAUUCUGCGGAGGGAGCCCUCAGAGCGCUUGACCUUACAGGAAAUUCUGGACCAUCCUUGGUUUUCUACAGAUUUUAGCGUCUCAAAUUCAGGAUAUGGUGCUAAGGAAGUUUCUGACCAGCUGGUGCCAGAUGUAAACAUGGAAGAGAACUUGGACCCUUUCUUUAACUGAGAUCAUGGCCCAUGGAGACUCAGCAGGUACCAGGAGUGAGAGAGGGCCCCAGAAAAGAGUUCUUCCGGGACACAGGUGGCCUGGCUGGACAGCAAGACAGAUAUUCGCACUCAUACAUUUCUUGGCUCAGAGGAGGAAGACCUUCCAGGAGCUGACUGGACAUGUAGCAUGUGGGCAGGACAUGUGGG
Molecule: messenger RNA, 1307 nt
Organism: Jaculus jaculus (lesser Egyptian jerboa)
Lineage: Eukaryota; Metazoa; Chordata; Mammalia; Rodentia; Dipodidae
Product: tribbles homolog 2-like
Exons: 1
Coding region: 1-1119 (372 amino acids)
Biological process (GO): positive regulation of proteasomal ubiquitin-dependent protein catabolic process; regulation of MAP kinase activity; protein phosphorylation
Cellular component (GO): nucleus
Molecular function (GO): mitogen-activated protein kinase kinase binding; ATP binding; protein kinase activity
Source: RefSeq, a predicted model, not a curated record